AUGGGAUCCGAUAUCACCGCGGAAGAAAUCGCAAAAGCUGCAAAAGUUGCAUUCGAAGAGUCUCAGUUGUUUCCUGCUACUGUCCGAAUAGAUGCCCUCGCAAAGAUCAGACAGCAGCUCGAGGCUAACAAGGCUGAAAUAUUCGCAGCAAAUAAGCUGGAUAUGGAGGCGGCGCAAGUCGAGGUCGAUGCAGGAAAGAUGUCGAACGCCAUGAUGAAGCGUCUCGAUCUCGGAAUGGGCGAUAAAUGGGAUUCCAUGCUCAAGGGCGUGCAAGAUGUCGCAGACCUUCCCGAUCCAACUGGUGUCGUCUCCUAUACUUCACAGCUCGAUGACGAUCUCGAACUGUAUCGUGUCUCAUGUCCGAUAGGCGUUCUUCUUGUGAUUUUUGAAGCACGCCCUGAGGUUGUGGUAAAUAUUGCGGCUCUGGCGAUCAAGUCAGGAAACGCUGCAAUCCUCAAAGGCGGAAAGGAAUCGAAUCACACGACACAUCUCCUCGCCAAGGCAAUCUCGCAGGGAUUGUCACAGACUUCACUUCCGAGCACGUAUGUCCAAGCCAUUCAAACGAGGGCAGAAGUUUCUGCACUACUGGAUCUUGACCGCUACAUUGACUUGGUCAUUCCCCGCGGAGGCAACAGUCUUGUGAAGGCCAUUCAGAAUAGCACGCGGAUACCAGUCAUGGGACAUGCGGAUGGAUUGUGUCAUGUAUAUCUAGAUGAAUCCGCUGAUAGUCAAAAAGCCGUUCGCGUGGUUGUGGACUCAAAGACGGAUUAUCCAUCUGCUUGCAAUGCUGCAGAAACUCUUAUUGUGCACACCUCUCUUCUAAAUACGGUGUGGCGAGAGGUUGCACAAGCACUCUUGGCAGCAGACGUUCAUCUAUUAUGUGAUUCACAUACCUUAUCAGCACUUGCCUCACUUCCCAACGUCCCCGAAAGGUUCUCAAGUCACGUCCACUCGUCCACAGAAUCAUCCUAUUCUGUCGAGCACCUUGAUCUUACGAUAUCUGUCAUAGCCCUGCCCUCCCUUCAUUCCGCAAUUCAAUUUAUCAACUCUCAUUCCUCCCAUCACACGGAUUCUAUCAUAACUGAAUCCGAACGUGCAGCGUCUGCAUUCUGCAGAGGCGUAGACUCUGCAGGGACUUUUGUCAAUGCUAGCACACGUUUCGCAGACGGAUUCCGUUAUGGCUUCGGAACUGAAGUUGGAAUUAGUACAGGACGGAUACACGCUCGUGGGCCGGUGGGUCUCGAGGGACUUGUCACCUACAAAUAUAUAUUGAGGAGCAAGGCGGAGAGGGGUCAUACCGUAGGAGAAUUUGGGGUAGGAGAGGGAAAGAAGAGCUUCAAGCAUGCAGCGAUUGCAACAACCAGUGUACCAUUCUAACAAACAUGACUAUCGCAAUAGUUGAAGUAAAUAGAUCCUCAUGAUUGUGCAUCCUCUUCCAGCUUUGCCUUCUUUGCAGUAGGGCUGCCAUCACCUUCUCCGUCGUCUGCCCUGCGUUUAGCCGGUGCAUCUAAUUCAGCAGCU
This is a messenger RNA of Suillus fuscotomentosus, 1521 nucleotides long. Its product is annotated as gamma-glutamyl phosphate reductase. Gene Ontology annotation, molecular function: glutamate-5-semialdehyde dehydrogenase (NADP+) activity; NADP binding. Lineage: Eukaryota; Fungi; Basidiomycota; Agaricomycetes; Boletales; Suillaceae. The coding region runs from base 1 to 1377 and encodes 458 amino acids. The transcript has 4 exons. The record is from RefSeq and is a predicted model, not a curated record.